Messenger RNA from Oppiella nova, 896 nucleotides. Lineage: Eukaryota; Metazoa; Arthropoda; Arachnida; Sarcoptiformes; Oppiidae. The record is from the annotation of a GenBank genome assembly.
AUGCGAUCACUAGAAAUGUGUCGACAACUACUGACUACGAGACCCAACAGCUGUUGGUUUGGAUUAUAAAACAAUUCAAACCGAAGUGUAUGUUAGAGUUGGGCUCAUGGAUGGGUUACAGCACCCUAUUAAUGGCCAUCUCUGCCAAAACAUAUGAAUUAACUCAUCAUAAAUCCCGGAUCUAUGCGUGCGAUUCAUAUGUUUGGCAGAAAUGGAUGAGUAAUUUUGUGGUCACGAAGAAUGUAAUGGCAAAUGGAGACACAUUUCUGCCACGAUUUCUGUUCAAUACGGAACCGAUGAGUGAAUACAUAGAACCCAUUGUUAUGGACUUCGAUACUAUACUCCCGGACACUGUCUUUCAUAUUAAACCGGAUUUUGUUUUCAUUGAUUUCACUCAAGACGCCGAUGAGAUCCAAGAGAAAUGGAGUCAUUUAGAGCCCAAUUUGAUUUCGGGAAAGACUAUUGUCUUAUUCAACGGCCUGUCCAUUACAUCCGUACCUUUCUUCACCCGUAAUUGUAAUCGACUUAAAGUGUUGGCAAAACCACAUUCAAUAGCCAAGGCAUUCAUAUACAGCCCCGACAUGUCUGUCCAAAAGCCUUUGAAAAAUAUUAAUUUGAGCCCAAAAUUCAAUUUCCAAACGCCUCCCGAUUGGGAACACCACUACAAGAAUGCAUUCAAUUCUUGUGUCGAUAUAUUGCGACAAGAAUUUCAUGACAAGGAGUCAAACAUUUUGUUUAUACCUUCUGUUGCGACAACCCUUUGCGAUAAUCCAGAGGUUAUGAAAAACAAUGACUGGAUUGGUAUCAUUCAUAUGACACCAGAAUAUCCGGAAUUGUUUUAUACACCAGACCUGAAACGGUUGUGCAGUAAUCGAUACAAACAAUACAUGAAGACA